GAUCGAGGCCCUCGAAGGACUUCUGGUAACCGGGACAUUGUUGAUCUGGAACGACGAGACAAUGCACGAUGAGGCUACACCAUCCUCACCAAACAUAAACCCAAUGCGAUCGGCUUCCAUAUCGCACCUGUUCGGGCUAGAGAUAUCAUUAAACCACACCAUUGCCUCCUCACUAUCACUCGAAAAGCACCAUCGAGAUGAGCAACACGGCCGAUCCUAGUUUCCGCGAAGUGAAGGACAGACAAGGAGGAUCGCACCUACGUACAGCAGACCUCUUUCGCCUAGAUGGCCGAACCAUCAUCAUCACGGGCGGAGCAGGUUAUCUCGGAGUUGAGACGGCGGAAACCGUCCUGGAGGCUGGCGGUCACGUCGUAUGUGUAGACGUUGUACCUCAACCACCGCCCGAGCCAUGGAAGCACUUGCAAGAGGUGGCGGCAAAGUACGGUGCAGUCCUGAUUUUCCAACGACUCGACCUGACCGAUUCUACGGCCAUCGAGACCACAUUCGUCGAACUGGUCCCCAAACUCGGCCAUCCCAUUCGAGGACUCGUCGCGUGUGCCGGCGUUUCUGACAAUGACCCUGCGGUGGAAUUCUCCAUCGAUCGAUUCCGACGACUCAUGGAGGUCAACGUCAUUGGAACAUUCGCCAUAGCACAAGCAGUUGCGAGAGAAAUGAAAAAGGCAAACGUCAACGGCAGCAUGAUACUGGUUGCCAGUAUGAGUGGAACAGUGGUGAACAAGGGUGUUGAUACAGCGGCCUACAACACAUCCAAGUCGGGCUUGCUACAGUUGGCACGUUCCCUCGCGGCAGAGUGGGGGUCUCGUAAAGGCAUGCCGCUGAUCCGGGUUAACACCCUUUCCCCUGGCUACAUUCGGACCCCUGCGACGGCAGAGGCGUUGCAAAAGCCCGGCAUGGAGAACCAGUGGGUUGGAGACAAUAUGCUUUACCGCCUGAGCUCGGUGGACGAGUUCCGGGGUCCUAUCUUGCUGCUGCUGUCCGACGCGGGUAGCUUCAUCACGGCUACCGACCUGCGGGUGGACGGUGGCCAUUGUGCGUGGUAGACUCUUCUCGGAGUAUCAAGCUCUAAAGCACUAGUAUUAGAUACUGUAGUAUGUUCGCGCACGACCUCUUGAUUAAAACCAUAGACCCUUGA
Messenger RNA from Cladophialophora immunda, 1153 nucleotides. RefSeq lists its product as uncharacterized. NCBI's taxonomy places the organism in Eukaryota, Fungi, Ascomycota, Eurotiomycetes, Chaetothyriales, Herpotrichiellaceae. The transcript has 4 exons. The coding region runs from base 198 to 1061 and encodes 287 amino acids. Gene Ontology annotation, cellular component: intracellular anatomical structure. The record is from RefSeq and is a predicted model, not a curated record. Gene Ontology annotation, molecular function: oxidoreductase activity, acting on NAD(P)H, oxygen as acceptor.